Molecule: messenger RNA, 1937 nt
Organism: Esox lucius (northern pike)
Lineage: Eukaryota; Metazoa; Chordata; Actinopteri; Esociformes; Esocidae
Product: interferon alpha/beta receptor 1b
Exons: 7
Coding region: 142-1440 (432 amino acids)
Molecular function (GO): interferon receptor activity; protein binding
Source: RefSeq, a predicted model, not a curated record
GUCUAGGAUCUAUGUUGGGGAGGGGGUGUUCGGGUGCUGUGGUUAGGUGUCUGUUUAUGUUCCUGAGAGAAACUGGGUUGGCAGGGAGAAUUUAGGUCCUCCCUGGAGCUGACCCACACUCCUUUACAGUAGGUGGCGGUAAUGCACCAAAACGUUGGAUGCCAACCGCCGUUUACCCCCACAGAAGAAGAAGUGCUGGACCUAAGAACGGGCCGAUUUACAGGGAUCAACCCAUGGUUGCGGCGGAUAUUUAUUAUGUUGCUACUGUUCGCAACAACAAAUGUGCUUGGAGAGGUGCCUGUACCUCAGAACGUAACCCUGUCGUCCAUGAACACACAGUACAUAUUGAUUUGGGACUGGGACCAGAACAACACUGGCAGCCCUGCUACCUUCACUGCGGAGUACAUAGCGAAGUUCAAGUUGGCGAGGAAGAAGAGCCCGCCCUGGGUUUCUGUAUGCAAUGGGACCACUGCCACCUUCUGUGACUUCACCGGCUCUGAUCUGCUCUACCUUGGCAUGUAUGUGUUCAGGGUGCAAGCCAGCGUGGACGGACUCGCCUCUGAAUGGGUCCAAAAAGACUUCUGCCCUCAUAAAGAUGCUGUGCUGGGGCCUCCGUCCAGGGUGGAGCUGGCGCCUGCUGGUAACCUGCUGGACGUGUGCAUCUCCCCCCCGCUGACCAGCACCCAGGGCUCCAUGAGCGAUCUCCUCGCCCUGUAUUACCGCAUAGAGUACUGGAGCCAGUGGGAUGAUCCCCAGGGCCUGAAGCGGGAAGUGCUAAACACAUCCAGCACCCUGGUGACCCUCCCCGGGCUGGACGCCUGGUCCUGGUACUGUGUCACGGUCCAGGCCCGCUAUGACUACUACAACAAGGCCAGUCGCUACAUAGCGCCCAUGUGCAUGCAGACUGAGGGUGACACGCCACAUUGGCAGAUCUUCCUGUACUUCCUGAUCGCUCUGGUGGUGUGUUUCCUGUUGGUGUUGCUGCUCUGCUACACCGGAUUCAGGUGCUACAAGGUCCUCAAAAACACCUUCUACCCCUCAAACCAGCUGCCUUAUCACAUCCAGGAGUACCUCAGCGACUCCCCCAGCUCGGACCUGCCCUGCCUCCUCACCCCGGACUCGGAGUUGUGCUGCGACAGGCUGAGUGUGUGUCCCGAGGUGGUGCUGCUGGAGGUCCACGUCCCCCCUCCCGUCACGGAGUCGGAGCAGGACGGCGGCAGGCACAUCCGCCAGGGCAGCGGGGACUCUGGCAUGUACUCCACAGAGGGAGGCUCCGCCCAGCAGCACUGUUGCAGCAGCGCUGGGAGUGAGCCAAUCGGGAGAGACCAGGAAGUGGACUCCUGGCAGAUGGCGGAGAAGGUGCAGAUGGAGGAGAUUGGGAAAACCCCUGUAGAUGGAGUUGUGGACGAGGGCGUUGGCGACCUUUUUGGCCAUUGUUGAUGAUUGGAUAAUUAUAAUGGAUUGGUCCCGACUUCCGGCUCCACGAACGUGAAGGAAGAUGCCGUCUCACAGAGCUAAAACAUCUCUUUAAAAUGUACUGAUGCUAAGAAGGGCUAAUAUACCUCCUUUAGGUUCCAUCCCUAGCCACAAGUGACAUUUAAUGUUGGAAUCCUUGGCGGGGGAAAACAGCUACGCCCGUCUCAGAUGUUACAGCGAAGACGGCACUUCAGACCGCAACACUUUUCCUCCGCCUCCAUCGUCAUGGCGCACUCAAUCCAACCAUCCAACAGUGUUUUCCUGGAGGUGUACCGGCUGCCUGCUUUCACCGGUAGCAGGUCUCUGCUCUGGACGGCGGCACAGAGGGUCUGCUGGCGUUUUAAUGUGACUCCUUUCUGUCGCCACGUGGCUGAUGGCUGUGUACUGCAGCUUGUGUGUGUGUGUGUGUGUGUGUGUGUGUGUGUGUGUGUGUGUGUGUGUGUGUGUGUGUGUGUGUGUGU